This is a messenger RNA of Paramecium pentaurelia, 430 nucleotides long. NCBI's taxonomy places the organism in Eukaryota, Ciliophora, Oligohymenophorea, Peniculida, Parameciidae. The record is from the annotation of a GenBank genome assembly.
AUGAAAUAAAAUAUUGAAGUAGGUUAUGCCUUUUCUAAUAGAGUUAAAUGUCAUUUUUAAAACAUAAUUAAAGAUGAUAUCAGGAUAGGCCAUGUAUUAACUAGACAACCUGGUUUAAGUUUUGAAAAGAAAUUAUGGUAUCAUUUGAAUUCUCUUUAUUCAAUAAAGAUAGAUAGAAAUUAAGAUUUAGAUAUACUUAAUAUUCAUGGAUUAAAGGAAGAAGAUUAGAAGAAAGUAAGAAAGAAAGUUGAUUAGAUAAGGAAAUUUUGUAUCUAAAAAAGUAUAUAUAAUAGAUAAAUGUUGUUUUAAAGGAUUAAAAGGAAGUGAAAUAUUUGCCAAAACAGGAAAACUAUUAGAAUUAUGUAAAAAUUUAAAGAGACUUACAAUAAAUUCAAAAAAAAAACAAUGUUAAUAAGCAAUGUUUUUUUGA